AUACAAUUAUAUACAAAGAGAAUACGCAUCGAUUUCAAAUAAACAAUUAAAAUAUUAGCCGCGUUUCCAACAACGUUUGGUGGCUAAGUUAUUAUUUUUUUUGUGUUUUGUGUUCCCAAUGGUGGCAAAUUUUUCGUGAUUCAUUAUUGUGAAACGGUGUUUUGGUUAUUGCGUAUUGUGCGACGAUCGCACUAAAAUACAAAAAAAAAACAGAAUAAAUUGUUUAUUGAUUAAUAGCCGGGUCAGUGCAUUCAACGAAAACCAGAAAACAUGGCGUUAAAGGUUUUGGUCGGUCAGAAGAUCAUGAAUGAGGUGGUGAAGUAUAAGCCGCCGCCACCAAAGAAGGCGGGCGCACCAGGUGCUGCCAAGGCAGCCGGCGCCGGUGGCAUUGAGUGGCGUGUUUUGGUGGUCGACAAGCUGGGCAUGCGCAUGGUCUCUGCCUGCACCAAGAUGCAUGAGAUUAGCGCCGAGGGCAUAACAUUGGUGGAGGACAUCAACAAGAAGCGCGAACCGCUGCCGACAAUGGAUGCCAUCUAUCUGAUAACGCCAUCGGAUGAGUCUGUGCGCUCACUCAUACGCGACUUCGAGAAUCCGGCACGUCCGAUGUAUCGCUAUGCGCACGUCUUCUUUACCGAGGCGAUACCACCCCGCAUAUUCGAAAUGCUGCAAUCGCACAAAGACAUUUGUCGACGCUAUGUGCGCACCUGCAAAGAGAUCAAUAUUGCCUUUUUGGCCUAUGAAGCGCAGGUCUUCUCGCUGGACUCGCCGGACACUUUCCAAUGUCUGUACUCGCCGGCGUUCGCCUCGAUACGCGGCAAGCAUAUUGAACGGAUCGCCGAGCAGAUUGCCACGCUGUGCGCCACAUUGGGCGAAUAUCCGAAUGUUCGGUAUCGCAGCGACUGGGAUCGGAAUAUUGAUUUGGCUGCCUCGGUGCAGCAGAAAUUGGAUGCCUAUAAGGCCGAUGAGCCAACUAUGGGCGAGGGUCCGGAAAAGGCGCGCUCCCAGCUGCUGAUUCUCGAUCGUGGUUUCGAUUGCGUAUCGCCGCUGCUGCACGAGCUAACAUUGCAGGCGAUGGCCUACGAUCUGUUGCCCAUUGUGAAUGACGUGUACCGCUAUUGUCCGGGUCCCAAUCAGCCGGACAAGGAGGUGCUGCUCGAUGAGAACGAUGAUCUGUGGGUGGAGUUGCGUCACGAGCAUAUUGCCGUUGUCUCCACACAGGUCACACAGAACCUGAAGAAGUUUACCGAUUCCAAGCGCAUGAGCUCCACUGAUAAGUCGUCGAUGCGCGAUCUCUCGCAAAUGAUCAAGAAGAUGCCGCAGUACCAGAAGGAGCUAUCCAAAUAUUCCACCCAUUUGCAUUUGGCUGAGGAUUGCAUGAAAUCGUAUCAGAACUACGUCGAUAAGCUGUGCCGUGUUGAACAGGAUCUGGCCAUGGGCACCGAUGCCGAAGGCGAGAAGAUCAAGGAUCAUAUGCGCAACAUAGUACCCAUUUUGUUGGAUGCGAAUGUUUCCAACUACGAUAAGGUGCGCAUCAUUUCUCUCUAUGUGAUGAUCAAGAACGGUAUCUCCGAGGAGAAUCUGACUAAGCUCUUUACACACGCUCAAUUGUCGACUAAGGAUCAGGAUAUGGUUCGCAAUCUCAGCUAUCUGGGCAUCAAUGUUAUUGCAGAUUCACGCAAGAAGAUCUAUUCGGUACCACGCAAGGAGCGAAUCACCGAGAGCACCUACCAAAUGUCUCGCUGGACACCAGUGAUCAAGGACAUUAUGGAGGAUUGCAUCGAGGAUAAGUUGGAUCAGCGUCAUUUCCCGUUCCUUGAGGGGCGUGCACAGAAUACCAACUAUCAUGCACCGACUAGCGCUCGCUACGGUCAUUGGCAUAAGGAUAAGGCACAGACGCAGGUUAAGAAUGUGCCACGCCUCGUCAUCUUCAUAGUGGGCGGCGUGAGUAUGUCGGAGAUGAGAUGCGCCUACGAGGUGACCAAUUCGGUGCGCAACUGGGAGGUGAUAGUCGGCUCCUCCCAUGUCCUGUCCCCGGAGAUCUUUCUCAGCGACCUGGGCAGCCUCUCUAAGGAGGAUUAAGUACAGUGAAGCACGCGCUAAAGCAGAAAUACACACAUUUAUGCUUCUAACAUCUCUUAGCCGGAUCUGUAAUUUGUUAUUUGAUAUAUAUCUGCAUACACAUAUAUACAUA
Messenger RNA from Drosophila hydei, 2191 nucleotides. RefSeq names its product protein ROP (gene Rop). Gene Ontology annotation, molecular function: syntaxin binding. Gene Ontology annotation, biological process: vesicle-mediated transport; intracellular protein transport; neurotransmitter secretion. NCBI's taxonomy places the organism in Eukaryota, Metazoa, Arthropoda, Insecta, Diptera, Drosophilidae. The coding region runs from base 271 to 2079 and encodes 602 amino acids. Gene Ontology annotation, cellular component: secretory granule; plasma membrane. The record is from RefSeq and is a predicted model, not a curated record. The transcript is spliced from 8 exons.